Medioppia subpectinata is the source of this 1357-nucleotide messenger RNA. NCBI's taxonomy places the organism in Eukaryota, Metazoa, Arthropoda, Arachnida, Sarcoptiformes, Oppiidae. The record is from the annotation of a GenBank genome assembly.
AGAAACAACGAGUUUUCUCGCGUUUGGUAUUUACAGGACUUUGAAUACAGAAAACCUAAAGCCUAUUAUGCGUUCAAAUUAACAAAUCCCAUCGUAUCUGAUAAUCCAUUCAAUGAAAACGCUUCGGAACUCUUCAGCCAAUUAUUCCGGGAUUCAGUCAAUGAGUACUUAUAUGCGGCAGAAAUGGCUGGGCUUUGGUUUAGCAUGAGCUCAGGUCUCACAGGCAUUACUAUAUAUUUUGGCGGAUAUAACGACAAACUGAAUGCUUUGGUGACCACUAUUUUGGAUCAAUUGAUUGCAUUCAAAAUUGAUGCCAAAAGGUUUGAAGUAUUUAAGGAUAUAUACGUACGUGAUCUGAAAAAUCGCCAUGCUAAUCAAAUGGCACAAAUACUGUCAACCAAUAUGACAGAGAUUACUACUGAACGCAUUUGGACCGAUGAAGAGCUGUUACAGACCGUCGAUGACUUGACUGUCGCUAAUAUCACUCAAUUUAGGGAUCAAUUUCUGUCCCGUUUUCAUAUCGAGGCCUUUAUCUAUGGAAAUGUACUCAAGAGUGAGGCCAUCGAUAUUUGCGAUUCAGUUGAACACAAAUUCAAGUCUCAGCUCAAGACUAAACCCAUCGCUCUUUCGCAGCACUUCUUGAAUCGUGAGAUCCAUUUGACUGAAGGAUCCGAUUAUGUGUUUGAGAGCAAGACUUCAAUCCAUAAAACAAAUGGAAUUAAAAUCUAUUAUCAAAUCGGAGUCAGAGAUACGAAGACUAAUGGAUUGGUAGGACUUUUGCAACAAAUACUGAAACAACCAUUUUUUGAUACAUUGAGAACUAAACAACAGUUGGGUUAUGUCGUCAGCGCUACCACAAGAGUGGCUAAUGGUGUUUGCGGCAUGAGUUUUCUCAUUGAAUCCGAUUAUAAGACGAGUUUUCUAAACGAGAGAAUCGAGGCUUACAUUCAAUGGUUUACCAAAUAUAUUGAAGAUAUGAGUGAAACUGAUUUCGAGACUCAAAGACAGGCAUUGAUUGCCAGAAAACUCGUGAAACCAAAGAAUUUAUGGGAAAAAUGCUGUACUCUUUGGGCUGAAGUCAUGUCCAAAGAGUAUAAUUUCAAUCGACAAGAGAUUGAAGUGAAUGCUAUUAGAGAGCUCUCAAAGCAAGAUAUCGUUGACUUCUUGAAGAAACAUCUGUCCAAAGCCUCUCCCGAUCGCCGCAAACUGACUGUCAGUAUAGCCACUGAAACCCCAAUUAAUGAAAAGGAUGUGAAAGAUGUCAACACCGAUGAUAUGCCCGCACCGACUGAAAUACCGGUGAAUUUAUAAUUAAAUUAAAUAAUUACAAGCAAAAUAUCAUAAUUUACAUUCACUU